Penicillium paradoxum is the source of this 1596-nucleotide messenger RNA. RefSeq lists its product as uncharacterized. NCBI's taxonomy places the organism in Eukaryota, Fungi, Ascomycota, Eurotiomycetes, Eurotiales, Aspergillaceae. The transcript is spliced from 2 exons. Gene Ontology annotation, biological process: guanine metabolic process. Gene Ontology annotation, cellular component: cytosol. The record is from RefSeq and is a predicted model, not a curated record. Bases 1 to 1596 code for a protein of 531 amino acids. Gene Ontology annotation, molecular function: zinc ion binding; guanine deaminase activity.
AUGGGUUCGACAAUUGACGUUGCUUAUACCGUGUACCGCGGCACCUUCAUUCAAUCGAUUCUUCCGGAUUCCAGCUCCAAGCCUGAGUUGUCGCGCAAUCAAGGCGCAUUAUGGGUGUCUGCUGCUGACGGCCGCAUUAAAGGCUGGGACUGGCAAGCCCACGAUGACAAUGGGUUCGCUGAGUUCAUGAGUCGGAGUGGAUGGGUCGAUAUCGACGCCGUCGAGACACAGGGACACAUCAAUGGCUAUGAUUCGAAGAUUAGAGUGAAGGUGGUUACUGCAAAUGAGGAACAAAACGAAUUUUUCUUCCCUGGAUUCAUUGACACCCACAUCCACGCUCCGCAAUACCCCAAUGCAGGCCUUUUCGGCUCAACAACUCUUCUAGACUGGCUAGACACCUAUACUUUCCCAGUAGAAUCCGGCUUCGGAUCCCAACCAAACACCAAAACAGGGCACCAAACCCAAACAGACCCCAGAAACACACCUCUCAAAGCCCAGCAGAUCUACGACCAAGUAAUCGCCCGCACACUCUCAAACGGUACAACAUGCGCCUCCUACUUCGCAACAAUCCACAUCCCCGCCACAAACGCCCUAGCAACCCUCUGCCACAACCGCGGCCAGCGCGCCUUUAUCGGCCGCGUUUGCAUGGAUAACCCAGACUUCUGCCCAGACUACUACCGCGACCACAACGCCGAGGACUCAGUUACCGCAACGCGCCAAACAAUCGAGUACAUCCACACCCUAGACCCGGAAGGCAAACUCGUCAAACCAAUCGUCACCCCCCGCUUCGCACCCUCCUGCACCAGACCCGCACUCCAAAGCCUCGGCGAUCUAGCAGCAAGCUACACGCCCCCCCUCCACAUUCAGACCCACAUCUCAGAAAAUGAGAACGAAGUCGCCCUCGUCCACGACCUCUUCCCCGAAGGCUAUGCCGGCAUCUAUGACAAAUACAACCUGCUCACGCCGCGCACGAUUCUCGCGCACGCGAUCCAUCUCUCACCCGAGGAGCGGGCUCUUGUGCGCGCACGCGACGCAAAAGUCUCGCACUGUCCUGCGUCGAACUCCGCAUUGGGAUCGGGGAUUUGUCCCGUGAGAACACUGCUUGACGAAGGGAUUACCGUUGGGCUGGGAACGGAUGUGAGCGGUGGGUAUAGUCCUAGUAUCUUAGAGGCGGUGAGACAGGCUUGUCUGACCUCGCGGUUACUGGGACAUACGGGUGCAUGGAAACGGGAUCAUCCCGAUGGCGAGGGGUGUGGGAGGGAGAAGUUGUCUGUCCCUGAGAGCCUUUACCUUGCUACGCGGGGUGGGGCUGCAGUUGUUGACAUGGCGGGUGAGGUUGGUGGGUUUGAGGUGGGGAUGUUGUGGGAUGUGCAGUUGGUGCGGCUUGGGGGAGUUAGGGGGGUUGGGGAUAGUCCGCUAGAAAGUGUUUCUGGUGAUGGGAGUGCGGAUCUUGUGAAGGCUGGUCCUGUUGGGAAUGUUGAUUUGUUUGGAACAGAGACUUGGGAAGAGAAGAUUGAGAAAUGGGUUUGGAGUGGUGAUGAUCGCAAUGUGAAGGCUGUUUGGGUUGGAGGGAGGUUGGUGCAUACGAGGGGGUGA